AUGUUUAGCGACGCUAGUGGGAAGGCCUUCGCGGCGUGCGUAUUUUUGCGAAUUGAAUGCGAAAAAGAAGUUCAAAUUAAAUUAGUGCAGGUGAAAUCACGCAUCGCUCCUCUAAAAAAGGAUCCCAUCACCAAAAUCAAAACUGAAAUGUCUAUUCCAAAAUUAGAACUCUUAGCUGCACUGAUAGGUACUCGUCUUGUUCAGACAGUCAAGACUUCAUUAAACAUUUCUGAUAUCGAAACCUUCUAUUCGACUGACUCUAAAGUGGUUCUUUGUUGGAUCAAAAAUCCCGGAACAUGGAAAACUUUCGUGAACAACCGAAUACAAGAAAUUCACUUGAAUUCAUCUAAAGAAAAUUGGUGUUACAUCCCAUCUCAAAUGAAUGCAGCGGACAUCGCUUCUCGUAGGUGCAACGCACAAACUCUGUUCAGUCUUCGUUGGUGGGAGGGUCCCACAUGGUUAAAAAAUCGAGACUCUUGGCCAAACAUUCACAAUGCUGAUUUCUCAGACGGUUUAGAGCUUGCUACCGUCGGGAAAAAACCUACAGUUACGAUGAAUAUUUCUUUAGAAGAGCUCACCAAAUCUGAACUCGAUAUAUUCCUUUUCAUACAAAAUGACUCAUAUGGGAAAAAUCGUCGACUGAUACCACCCAAUUUCAUCAUUCACCGCAACUCCAGUAGUCUUCCAAGAGUUGAGACAAAACUUGUCUCGACUGGUGAUGGUUAUUUUUUUAGAUGUCCUAUCCUGUUGCCAGACAGGAAUGAACUAGUUUUCAAACUCAUCGAAGAGACUCAUCGGACCUACAGCCAUGUAGGCGUACAAACACUUGUCACAACCCUUCGUGAAAAGUACUGGAUUUUGCGAUCAAUAAAAACCGUUCGAUCAGUUGUUUCCAAAUGUGUAAUUUGCCAAAGAUUUAAAUCCAAAUCUGCUACGACGAUGUUCGCUUCUCUUCCAGAAGAACGUGUACGAAUAUCAGCAGUGUUCGAAACAACUGGAGUUGAUUUAGCUGGUGCUUUGGUUCUUCGAAAUUGUGACAAAGUUUGGAUUACAAUCUUCACGUUUGCCGUGUACCGUGCGGUGCAUUUCGAACUUGUUUCGGACAUCUCCACACAAAGUUUUCUUCUCGCAUUGAGACGUUUCAUUUCACGUCGAGGUCGAGUAAAAUUAAUCUAUUCAGAUAAUGGCGCAAACUUUGUUGGUGCAAAGAACGAACUGAAAAGUAUCGACUGGAAUGUCAUCAUUGCUCACUCAGAUUGGAGAAAAAUCUCCUGGCAUUUCAACCCACCUACCGCUGCUUGGUGGGGGUGGGGGGGUUGGUGGGAGAGGGUGGUAAGAAUGUUAAAGGAAUUGUUGAGACGCAAUUUAGGAAAAGCGUGUCUUAACUACGAAGAAUUGUACACCGUUGUGUGUGAAUGUGAAGCUCUACUUAAAGGUAGACCUCUAACUUACCUCUCCGAAGAACCAUCAGAUCUAGUGCCAUUAACUCCUUCUCUCUUUUUACAGGAUCAGACUAAAUUUUGUGUAGAUGAUCUAGAUCAGAAUGAUAUGCAGAAUCUUCGCAAACGCGCGAAACACCUUCACUCCCUUAAACAAAAACUAAAAACACGUUUCUAUAAGGAAUAUAUUUUGCUCUUUAAGCAAUCCAGACACUCUCAUCAAACCCCACUUGAAGUGGGAGAUAUGAUUCUAAUCAGUUCAGAUAAUAAGAAACGUGUUGAUUUUCCUCUAGCCAAAGUAAUUGAAAUUUAUAAAGGACGAGAUGGUGUUUCCUGA
Messenger RNA from Parasteatoda tepidariorum (common house spider), 1776 nucleotides. RefSeq lists its product as uncharacterized. The record is from RefSeq and is a predicted model, not a curated record. Lineage: Eukaryota; Metazoa; Arthropoda; Arachnida; Araneae; Theridiidae. Gene Ontology annotation, molecular function: nucleic acid binding.